Molecule: messenger RNA, 276 nt
Organism: Penicillium verhagenii
Lineage: Eukaryota; Fungi; Ascomycota; Eurotiomycetes; Eurotiales; Aspergillaceae
Exons: 1
Coding region: 1-276 (91 amino acids)
Source: RefSeq, a predicted model, not a curated record
AUGCCCAAAAACCGCGUUAUCAGCCCCAUUCACCCCCGAUGGAUCUCCCCCACUGGUCCACUGUGGUUCUCGGUUCUUCAUAACGCACACCGCUUCAUCGCCACAGCCUAUCUCCAGAUUUCUUUGACCCCAGGAAAUUUCCCUUCUCUCCGACGGAUCCCCCGGGAGAUCCUCCCAGUGUGGCGCAAAUGCGAGACUGACAACGGAUCCGGCACUUAUCUAGAGCAGCUACCAGACUUGUUCGCUUUUGAUUCGGUUACACAACGAUAUCACUGA